Molecule: messenger RNA, 4159 nt
Organism: Coffea eugenioides
Lineage: Eukaryota; Viridiplantae; Streptophyta; Magnoliopsida; Gentianales; Rubiaceae
Product: receptor-like protein kinase
Exons: 2
Coding region: 398-3790 (1130 amino acids)
Biological process (GO): hormone-mediated signaling pathway; protein phosphorylation
Cellular component (GO): plasma membrane
Molecular function (GO): protein binding; ATP binding; protein kinase activity
Source: RefSeq, a predicted model, not a curated record
UCUCAUUCAGCUCUCAAUGCUCUCUACUGCCACUGCUGCUGGGGCCGAAGCCUCGUAAUAUUCAUGACCGUCCACCGCCCCCCUUUUCUUCCACCUCAUCUGCUUGCUUGCUUGCUGCUACUCAAAACUCAAAUGCUUUCUUCCCACCAGUCCACCCUCCUCCUCAUCACUCUUCUUCCUCUUUCCACUUGGGGUCAUGUAUUCUAGUAAGCUUCCUGCCGCAUUCAUCUUUGCAAUCAUUCUUCCUCCUCUUCCUUCUUCUUGUCUUUUCAGGGUAACUAUUUAAUUCUCGAUAAUUCCCUACCGUUUCUGUCGUCUCUUCCCGUAGCUUUUCUGCCUUCCUUUUCGUUUUUUGGGAUAAAAAGGGAAGCGAAGACAGAAAAAAAAAAAAAAAAGGAUGGCAAUAUUUGCUGUGAUUCGUUUGCUGCGUUUCUUGUGCCUGUCCGCAUCUGUAUAUGCCGUAUCUGCUCUCAAUUCAGAUGGAACCGCUCUCUUGUCACUUCUUAGGCAUUGGACGCUUACCCCUCCUUCCAUCAAAUCUACCUGGAAUGCUUCCCAUUCCACCCCUUGCUCUUCUUGGGUUGGAGUCCAAUGCCACCCCAGUCAUCAAUUCUUCGUGGUUUCUUUGAAUCUUUCCGGCUAUGGCAUUUCUGGCCAAUUGGGACCUGAAAUUUCUCGUUUAUAUCACUUGACCGUACUUGACUUGCGCUUCAACGCCUUUUCUGGUUCAAUUCCUUCCCAACUAGGAAACUCCACUCGUCUCCAGCACUUGGAUCUCUCUUCCAACAACUUCACUGGACGACUACCUCUCGCCCUUGGCAACUUGUACCGUCUUUCCUACUUAAGCCUGUACGACAAUUCUCUGACUGGUACCCUACCCCGCUCCUUGUUUUCCAUCCCAGCCCUUCACACCGUUUACCUCAGCACCAAUCGACUGACCGGCACCAUCCCAUCCAAUGUUGGAAACGCCAGCGAGCUUGUGUCUCUGUGGCUCUACGGAAAUCACUUGUCAGGGACCAUUCCGCCCUCCAUAGCAAACUGCACUUCCUUGCAAGAACUCUAUUUGGGUGACAACCAGUUGGUUGGAUCAUUACCGGACGCUCUCGACAGUCUUGAGCACCUGGUUUAUUUCGAUGUAAGCAGCAACAUGCUCGACGGCGACGUUCCUUUCGUUUCCGGGAACUGCAAAGAGAUGGACACAUUUGUUUUCUCUUUCAACAACUUCACGGGAAGCAUUCCACCAGCUUUGGGAAAUUGCAGCAGCCUAACACAAUUUGCUGCUGUCAGUUGUGCCUUAACCGGCCCAAUUCCUCCCUCUUUUGCCCAACUAGGAAACCUGAUGAAUCUUUAUCUCUCGGACAACAGGCUGUCAGGAGAAAUUCCACCGGAGCUGGGACGGUGCGCGUCCUUGGUUGAUCUGCGGAUAGAGGAAAACCAACUAGUAGGCCAAAUUCCAGUUGAGCUAGAAAAGCUCAGCCAGCUGCAGAGCCUGUUUCUCUUUACCAACCAUUUGACUGGCGAAAUCCCUCUUGGUAUAUGGAAGAUUCAAAGCCUUCAGAAUCUUCUAGUUUAUCAAAACAAUCUUUCUGGGGAGAUACCCAUCGAAAUCACCGAACUAAAGCAGUUAAGGAACCUGUCUCUGUUCGAAAACCAGUUUACUGGAGUUAUACCUCAAGGACUGGGAAUUAACAGCACCUUAGUGCAAAUAGAUUUAACUAGUAACCGAUUCACGGGGCCUAUUCCUCCGAAUAUUUGCUUUGGAAAUCAGUUGAGGAAGCUGAACUUGGGCCAAAAUGAUUUUCGAGGCAGCAUUCCGCCUGGUGUCGGAAGCUGUUCUAAUUUAACGAGACUGAUUCUCAAACAGAAUCAUCUCACUGGCAUCAUUCCUGACUUUGUAGAGAAUCCCAACCUUGUGUACAUAAACCUCAGCAGCAAUAACUUGAGUGGGGAAAUACCUAUAAGCUUGGCGAAUCUUACAAAAGUUACCUCUAUUGACCUAUCCAUGAAUAAACUCUCUGGGCCUAUACAUCCCGAGCUAGGAAGACUUGUGGAGCUUCAGGCCAUAGAUCUAUCUCACAACAGUUUGGAAGGUGAAUUGCCAUUUCAACUGUCCACCUGUGAAAAGCUCUCGGAACUUGAAGUCAGUAAUAACUUGUUAAAUGGCUCGAUUCCAGCCAGUUUUAGGAGCCUGACAGAGUUAUCAACCUUGGGUCUGAGUGAGAAUAGAUUUGCGGGUGAUAUCCCAGUUUUUCUGUUUGAAUUCGAAAGGCUCUCAACACUGCAUCUUGGAGGAAAUUCAUUUGGCGGAAGCAUUCCGGCAUCAGUUGGAUCACCGCAGGCUGGUGAAAAUAUGAGGUCGUUGAAUUUGAGCAGUAACAGAUUAAUGGGUCAAGUUCCUCCUGAGCUCGGGAGAUUAGACAUGCUGGAAGAUCUGGAUAUAUCUUCCAACAAUCUAUCGGGAAGCUUAGGGGUCCUUGAUAACAUCCACUCAUUGGUGUUCAUAAACGUCUCCCACAAUCAUUUUGCUGGUCCAGUACCUGCAACAUUACUCAAGCUCCUCAACUCGUCUCCUUCUUCAUUUGAAGGAAACUUGGGUCUUUGCGUCAAUUGUCUUUCAGGUGGCAGCUCGAGUUGUACGGAGAAGAGUUUCUUGAGACCUUGCACUGUUCAAUCGGAGAAUAAAAGAGGCCGCAGCAAAGUAGGAACGGUAAUGAUAGCGCUGGGGUCAUCAUUACUUUGCAUCUCACUACUCGGUGGGCUUGCUUACAUGUUCCUGCGGAGGAAAGGACCUAAACUGCAAAAUGCAAUUGCUGCUGAAGGAGGUGCUUCUUCGCUGCUCAAUGAAAUAAUGGGAGCCACGGAGAACCUGAGUGGUAAGUACGUGAUUGGGAGGGGCGCGCAUGGAACGGUGUAUAAGGCUUCAUUGAGCUCAGGUAGAGUGUAUGCCGUAAAGAAGGUUGCGUCGGCGGGAAGUAGGGGUGGAAGCAAAAGUAUGAUCAGAGAAAUUCAGACGAUUGGAGCUGUAAGGCACCGGAACCUUGUCAAGUUGGAAGAAUUCUGGUUUAGAAAGGACUAUGGCUUGAUUUUGUACAACUACAUGAAGAAUGGAAGCCUGCACGACGUUCUUCACGAGCGGAAUCCACCUCUUCAAUUGGAGUGGAGCAUUCGUUAUAAGAUAGCGCUCGGCACCGCUCAAGGACUAUCAUAUCUUCAUUUUGACUGCGAUCCCGCGAUAGUGCACAGAGACAUUAAGCCUAUGAACAUACUGUUGGAUUCUGAAUGGGAUCCUCAUAUAUCCGAUUUCGGGCUUGCCAAGCUUCUCGAUGAACAACAAGCUGCUUCCAUGUCAUGCAGCGCAGUUAUUGGAACUGUCGGGUAUAUAGCACCAGAGAAUGCAUUCACAACAACAAAGAGCAAGGAGUCGGACGUGUAUAGCUAUGGGGUCGUUCUGCUGGAGUUGAUAACUAGGAAGAAGCCACUGCUAGAUCCUUCUUGUUCAUUCAACGACGGGGAAGGGGAAGAGGACCUUGUGAGCUGGGUUCGGUCAGUUUGGAAUGAAGCAGAAGAAAUCAAGGAUGCAGUUGAUCCAGGGCUUUUGGAUGAAUUUAUAGAUUCGAGUGUCAUGGAGCAGGCUACCAAUGUUCUUUUAGUGGCACUGAGAUGCACGGAGAAGGAGCCGAGCAAAAGGCCUUCAAUGAGAGAUGUAGUGAAGCAGCUCACAGAUGCAUACCCCAUUUCUACUUCUACUUCUAGAACCAAAUCAAAUCUAUUAUGUAGUUAUAGAAACUAAACUGACUCCCCACAUCCCAUUGAGUAGUAGUGUUCAUAAUCGGUGGAUGUUUUUGUUCUUGUUCUUGUUUUUGUUUUUGUUUGAACAGAAUCAGAAUGAACCCAGUUUUGUAUUGAGAGGACCAAGGAUGGAGUGGUGGCAGAGAAAGAGGUAAUUGUUACUCUCCACUCACUGCUCCAACGACCAAACUCAAAUUACCGGCACACUAGGUUGUACUUCGACCUGUUUGGUUUAGUUAAUGUGUCGUCUUCCAUUCAAACUUCAAUAAUUUACGACCCGUAUUAGCAUUUUCUUCUUCUUUUUUUUUUUUUUUGGGAAAGAGCUGCAACGUCAAAUACGGAUGGAUGGCAACUGUGGGGACCGCGGGAC